This is a messenger RNA of Punica granatum (pomegranate), 1818 nucleotides long. Lineage: Eukaryota; Viridiplantae; Streptophyta; Magnoliopsida; Myrtales; Lythraceae. The record is from RefSeq and is a predicted model, not a curated record.
ACUUCCCAUUCCUAUAAGCACCCACCACAUCUCGGAAUUAGGAGGUCCCGGGGUCUCUCUUGUUGACGUUGUUUCGUUUUCUUCUCCUCCGAGUUUUUAGUAGUGAAACAGGAAGAAGAAACUAAUAAUGGCCCAAGAAGACACCCGGAGCAACACAAAGGGGGAACAGUCGGUCGACGAUUGGCUCCCUAUCACCUCUUCGAGGAAUGCCAAGUGGUGGUACUCCGCCUUCCACAAUGUCACUGCCAUGGUUGGGGCCGGUGUCCUCAGCCUUCCCUAUGCCAUGGCUGAACUUGGAUGGGGUCCUGGAGUAGCAGCCCUCCUACUAUCAUGGAUCAUUACGCUGUACACAUUGUGGCAGAUGGUGGAGAUGCACGAGAUGGUGCCUGGGAAAAGGUUCGACAGGUACCAUGAGCUUGGGCAGCACGCAUUCGGGGAGAAGCUCGGACUGUGGAUCGUGGUUCCCCAGCAGCUGAUCGUGGAGGUCGGAGUCUGUAUUGUGUACAUGGUCACAGGCGGCAAGUCCCUUAAGAAGUUCCAUGACACGGUCUGUCCGAGCUGCACCCCCAUCAAGACCACGUACUUCAUUAUCAUAUUUGCAUCGAUCAACUUUGUCCUCUCCCACCUUCCCAACUUCAACUCCAUUUCCAUCGUAUCAUUGGCCGCUGCAGUCAUGUCCUUGAGUUACUCAAUAAUUGCUUGGGCAGCUUCUCUCAAGAAGGGUGUCCAACCCGAUGUGGACUACAGCUACAAGGCCUCGACCAGCACUGGUGUGAUGUUCAACUUCUUCAGCGCUCUUGGAGAUGUGGCCUUUGCAUAUGCCGGCCACAAUGUGGCGCUUGAGAUCCAAGCAACGAUCCCUUCGACUCCCGAGAACCCAUCCAAGAAGGCCAUGUGGAGGGGAGUCGUGGUUGCUUACAUAGUUGUGGCCAUCUGCUACUUCCCUGUGGCCCUCAUUGGGUACUGGAUAUUCGGUAACGCUGUGGAUGAUAACAUUCUCAUCACCCUCAAUAAGCCUACCUGGCUCAUUGCCGCUGCAAACAUGUUUGUCGUCGUCCAUGUCAUCGGGAGCUACCAGAUAUAUGCGAUGCCGGUGUUUGACAUGCUGGAGACGUUCCUUGUCAAGAAAAUGCACUUCAAACCUUGUUUCCAGCUCCGUUUCAUCACCCGAACUAUAUAUGUUGCAUUCACGAUGGUCACGGGUAUAGCAGUUCCAUUCUUUGGCAGCCUUCUGGGAUUCUUUGGAGGAUUCGCUCUGGCCCCGACCACUUACUUCCUACCAUGCACCAUGUGGCUUGCCAUCUACAAGCCCAAGAAGUUCAGCUUAUCCUGGUUCACAAACUGGGCUUGUAUAAUCGUCGGUGUUAUGCUGGUGAUUAUAGCACCCAUCGGUGGGCUGAGGCAGAUCAUUGUCUCAUCAAAGAACUACCGGUUCUUCUCUUAAGCGUCUGUGCCUGUGCCUGCUCCGAUGAUACAACGCGAGAUGGAAAUGAACAAAAAACUAAUGGUGGUGCUAGUGAUCUUUAGUUCUGAAGAAUGAAUUGGGCAGAGAAAACUUGAUUUCAUCCACUGUGAAUAUCUCUGUAUAUACAAGGCUUAGACGGUGUAUUAAAAAAAGAAAUCCUAACAUAAGGAAAGAAGAAUCCGUCCUAAAAUAUGUUUGUCUAAUAUAGUACGGAAUUUCCACCGAAAAAAAAAAUUCCACCGAAAAAUAUAGUACGGAAAUUAAUGUACAAGAUUUCCUAGUGAAGAAGAAAAUCUACUUGUAAUAUUCCCCUCAAGUUGGACAAUGAGAAUUCCAAAAUCUCAAAUUACUAA